Drosophila subobscura is the source of this 561-nucleotide messenger RNA. RefSeq names its product GTP-binding nuclear protein Ran-like. Gene Ontology annotation, molecular function: GTP binding; GTPase activity. Gene Ontology annotation, biological process: protein import into nucleus; ribosomal subunit export from nucleus. The record is from RefSeq and is a predicted model, not a curated record. Bases 1 to 561 code for a protein of 186 amino acids. Lineage: Eukaryota; Metazoa; Arthropoda; Insecta; Diptera; Drosophilidae. Gene Ontology annotation, cellular component: nucleus; cytoplasm. The transcript has a single exon.
AUGGAUAUGCCAACUUACAAGUGUAUUAUUAUGGGCGAUGCAAACUGUGGCAAAAGCGCAUUUUUGAAGCGCCAUCUAAUUGGAGAAUUUAAUACGAAAUAUGUGCCCACGGACAAGUAUGCAACCAAUGUGGACACACUGAUAUUCAGCACCACUCGCGGACCCAUUCGCUUCGAUGUCUGGGACUGGGGUAAGGAGGACAAGGAGCUGGAACGCUAUCCAGAUGACUUCUACAAGGGCAGUCAGUGUUCGAUCUUGAUGUUUGAUCUAUGUGCAGUGGAGGCUUUCGAUACUUUUCCCAACUACGCUGUAAUGUUGGAGAAACAAGGCAACAAGGCGGAUAUAAAACUUGAUUUCGCAUUGAGACCAGAAACCUUUUUGGGAUGUGGCACCGAACCCGAGGAUCGCAUUUAUAGCGAAAUAUCAGUCAAGACAAAUACCAAUAUCAAUGGACCGUUUCUUUAUUUGGCACGCAGCCUGUUCAAGGACUUCACACUGCAGUUUGUCAAGCUGCCUCGCUUGGUGCUGCCACCGCCAGUGAGGAUCGUAAAGAUGUCUUAA